This is a messenger RNA of Oryzias melastigma (Indian medaka), 2232 nucleotides long. RefSeq names its product annexin A13 (gene anxa13). The coding region runs from base 139 to 1089 and encodes 316 amino acids. Gene Ontology annotation, molecular function: calcium ion binding; calcium-dependent phospholipid binding. The transcript is spliced from 11 exons. Lineage: Eukaryota; Metazoa; Chordata; Actinopteri; Beloniformes; Adrianichthyidae. The record is from RefSeq and is a predicted model, not a curated record. Gene Ontology annotation, cellular component: cytoplasm.
CGGUCCCCCGUGACGUCACGGCCCGUAGUCUCGUCCUCCCCCGGCCUCCGCACUUUACCCCGCAGAAGAGCCAUUUUCCCUCAAAUCCGGCCCCUCCAUUCAUCCGCUCCGCCGCCGCCGCUGAGAACACGCCUGAAGAUGGGAAACUGCCAACCUACAGUUUUUCCCGCCGAGGACUUUGACGUGGUGGCGGACAUCAAGGCCAUCCGAAAGGCCUGCAAAGGCCUCGGAACCGACGAGCAGGCAAUCAUCGAUGUUCUGGCGAACCGCAGCUGGGUUCAGCGUCAGGAUAUAAAAAAUGCUUAUUUUGAAAAGUAUGAUGACGAGCUGGUGGACGUCCUGAAGAAAGAACUGUCUGGAAACUUUGAGAAGGCCAUCCUCGCUAUGCUGGACCCGCCCGUGGUUUACGCCGUGAAGGAGCUGAGGAAGGCCAUGAAAGGCCCGGGCACCGACGAGGACGUCCUGGUGGAGAUCCUCUGCACAGCCACCAACGCUGACAUCGCCAUGUUUAAGGAAACCUACUUCCAGGUGCAUGAACGUGAUCUGGAGGCAGACAUCGAGGGAGACACCAGCGGCGACGUUCGAAACCUCCUCACUCUCCUCCUGCAGGGCAACAGGGAUGAAAGCUACCUGGUGGACGAGGAUCUGGCCGAACAAGAUGCUACGUCUCUGUUUGAGGCUGGAGAAGGUCGCUUUGGGACGGAUGAAUCCACCUUCAGCUACAUUCUGGCCACCAGGAACUACCUGCAGCUUCAGGCCACGUUCAAGGUCUACGAGCAGCUCUCUGGAACUGAGAUCCUGGACGCCAUUGACAACGAGACCUCUGGAACCCUGAAAAGAUGCUACACCGCUCUGGUGAGGGUCGCUAAAAACCCGCAGCUGUACUUCGCCAGGCGGCUGCACAAAGCCAUGAAAGGAGCGGGCACCGACGAGGACACCUUGAUCCGUAUCAUCGUCUGUCGUUCCGAGUUUGACCUGGAGACCAUCAAGGACAUGUAUCUGGAAAAGUACGACGUGUCGCUGAAGGACGCGCUGCGGGACGAGUGCAGCGGCGACUUCAAGCGCCUCCUGCUGGCCAUCUGCCACUGAGAGGAAGACAUGUAGGAAGAUUCAGGGGGCUGAUAGCACUGAAGAUCCUGAAACAUAAGUGACCUUUUAAUGUAGGGUUUUCCUGUAGGCAGAGGCGAGUAGAGGCGGGGCUUAAUCACCCCUCAAGUUUUACUAACACUCCUGGAGAAACUCCCCCCACAUGAUUUGUGAUUGGUUCAGUCCGUUAUCCCUCAACGAGACAGUUUGGAUUCAGGAAUGAAGACGUUUUCUCUCCUGAAACAUAUUCAGUCUUUUCACCUUUUAGAUCACCACAAGAACUAAAGUUUGUUGAUUUUAAACACGGGAUGUUUUAAGCCAGACUUUUUAACUUUAAUAUUUUUAGAACUUCUGUAAUUUUUUAGCUAAAAUAGAAAACAAAUCAAAAUUUUAUUGAUUCCAUUUCACUCCAGUUUAUACUGAAACUGUUUCAAGAUGCUCCACCAAAACGGUCCAACGCUUAUUCCUAUAAAGACGCAUGAUCAUAGUUAUUAUUCAGGCGUGCUAAGCCCCUCCCACUCCCAAACUGUCCCAGCAUGCCGCUGCCUUCAGGACUGUCGGAACCAGCAGUUCCACCAGGUGAACUUAUGCACCUCAUCGAUCAUCCGUCCGAUGAUGCUUUCGCUCCCCCAGGUCCUAAAGAAGGUCACGCUGCUUCCUGUGAUGUCAUGUAUUCUUCGCUGCUGCUCUUCUUCACUGUGGUCAUGAAAUAUGCAAUCACCCCAUGAAGUUUCUGCUCUAAAGGGAUGAGAAGUUUGUAUUGAAGGAUGUUUAAGGUUCAUGAAGUUUAUCCACAGGAUUCUUCUGCUUCCUAUAAAUGAAAGAAUAUUCUAAUUCGUAGUAUAUUUGCUCUGUACUACUAUGAAAUAGUGAAAAGUACCCUUCACGUUUUAUUAAUCACAUGUAUUUAAAGACUAACAGAGAGUGAACUAAUAUAUAUCAGAGGAUGGAACCGGCUGUCUUAAGCAGCUCGUCUAUAAUAUGUGAAAAUAACACUGUAUUUUUGCCACGUUUAAUGUUAUUUUUCAACGUAGCAGCAAAUACUUUACUGUCUGUAGCCAAAGAUAUUUCUAACCAGAAUUCUAGUAAAGUUCUGUGUUUCAUCAUGAAGUGCUUUUAAUAUUAAAUUGAAUUAAACCUGAAAAA